Molecule: messenger RNA, 1355 nt
Organism: Vigna umbellata (rice bean)
Lineage: Eukaryota; Viridiplantae; Streptophyta; Magnoliopsida; Fabales; Fabaceae
Product: protein PLANT CADMIUM RESISTANCE 2-like
Source: RefSeq, a predicted model, not a curated record
UUAUUUUUUUUUAUUUAUUAUCGCCGGAAAAACAUUGUUCCACUUGCUUUCAUUACAUGACCUACUCAAGCCACCACGACACAAAACAUAUAUUGUUCGUGAAUUCUCAAUUCUCACUGUCUUUAUUUUUUAUCUGAAAAAAAAAAUAUUCUUCCUUCUCUUUUCUGAAACUCCUUAAAGCGAAAUCGCAAAGGGUGUCUUGGAAAGAGAGGGUUUGAUUGAAAAGCAAAGAUCUUUAAGGAAAGAGAAGAGAAAGGGCAACAGUUUUGGUUUUCGGGGGCAAUGGGGGAUUUGGAAAAGCAACAGAGGGCGGUGGAGGGACGGGAGGAAAAUGGGGAUGAUGAAAAGGAGAGUCUUUUGGAGAGUCCGGCGGUUGUGGAUUUUGACAAGCUCUGUUCCUCGGUGGCGUUGCGAAGUUCGCAUGGAAGUUGGGGGAAGCUUGGGGGCAGGGAUGAUGAGCAGCAAGGUGGGGUUUUGAGGAUGUGGGAGGGUGAACUCCUCGAUUGCUUUGACGAUCGCCGCAUCGCUCUUGAAUCUGCGUGUUGUCCUUGCUACCGAUUUGGGAAGAAUAUGAAGCUAGCUGGUUUUGGUUCUUGCUAUCUCCAGGCUAUAGUUUAUAUUGUCCUUGUUCUUGGUGCCCUCGUUAGUUUCAUUGCCUAUACUAUCUGGAGGGUUCAUUACUUCCUAUACCUAGCGGUUGCAUUCACCAUUGCUGUUGGAGUAUACUUAGGAUUCUACCGAACUCGUAUGCGGAAGAAGUUCAACAUCAAGGGUAGUGAUAGUUCGUUGGACGACUGCGCCUACCAUCUUGUCUGUCCUUGUUGCACAUUAUGCCAGGAAUCAAGAACACUUGAGAUGAACAAUGUUCAAAAUGGCACAUGGCACGGUCGUGGUGAUACACUAUGCAUAGGUGGCUUUAGAGAUGAAAGUAAACCUCUGUUCGAGUUAAUUCCUCCUUCUGCUGUGUCCAUCGAGCCUACUGAUGAAAAUAGCACGAAAAAGAGCACAGAUGUUGCUACCAAUGGUUCUUGAAAAAUCGGUUCUUCAUCUGAAUUCAUUCCGAUUUCUCGUGUAGGUUCAUAGGUGGACACAAACUGGUGUACCAUUCAUUCCUAGGAAUUUGGAAUGGUUAACUAAGUUGUUUUUAAAAUCAUUGGAGAGGAACAUCUUAGUUUUCAAAAUGUCACCGUAAUUGUGUAUGUCAUGUUAUGUCAUUCUCAAGUAGUGGGGUCUUAUUUUUACCAAACCCCGCUGUAGUAUAGUUUGAUUAGUCUUGGAAAUAUUUCAUCGUAAAUGUGUAUUAUAUAGUGAACCUUUGAAGUUUGAUCCAUUUUUACCAUGUCACCAUUCCACAC